UUGACUAUUGGUGAAGCGUUUAAAGACUAGAGGAUAUCUGAAUUACUUUUUUUUUUGGUUUGUUAAGAAAAUGUUAACAAUUUAAAUCAACAUAAGGGGUAUUUUAGAAAAGCUGACUUCUUUUCUUAAAGUUUUUUUUUUUUUUAAUCAGAUACUAACUUUUUCGCAAACAUGGACCUUCUUCCGGCUCAAGAAGCCGCCAAAAUCUACCACACUAACUAUGUGAGAAACUCGCGCGCCAUUGGUGCAAUGUGGGCCGUGUUCACCAUCUGCUUCGUCAUCAUCACCGUGGUGGUCUUCAUCCAGCCCUUCUGGAUCGGGGACAGCGUCAACACCCCGCAGGCUGGCUACUUCGGCCUCUUCCACUAUUGCAUUGGUAACGCGCUCACCUCAGAGCUCAUCUGUAAGGGCAGCGUGCUGGACUUUGGCUCCAUCCCCUCCCCGGCUUUCAGGACGGCAAUGUUCUUCGUGGGGACCUCCAUGCUGCUGAUCGUGGGCACCAUGGUCUGCUUCAGCCUCUUCUUCUUCUGCAACGCCGGGAACGUGUACCGGAUCUGCGCCUGGAUGCAGCUGGCCUCCGCCGUGUUGAUGGUGAUGGGCUGCAUGAUCUACCCGGACGGUUGGGACUCUCCGGAGGUGAAGAGGAUGUGUGGUCAGAGGACAGAUAAAUACAGCCUGGGGAACUGCACAGUGCGCUGGGCCUACAUCCUGGCCAUCAUCAGCAUUCUGGAUGCCCUGCUUCUGGCCUUUCUGUCCUUCACCCUCGGCAACAGGCAGGACAAACUGCUGCCCGAUGACUUUGAGGUGGACGGAGGCGAUAACUCCUGAUGAACACGACCAAUGAAGAGCCCAGUGUGAUGCAGAUGUACUUUGAUGGCAAAAAAACAAGCAACCAGAGGAGUCUUGAUGAAGCUGAGAUCAAACUGAUCUUCUAACUUGCCUUUUUUUUAAUAUAUAUAUUCCUCUUGUUUUAUAAAGUUAAGGUGACUUUUGGUUAAUGAACUAAGUGCUUCUCAAACCUAAAAACACCUCAAAAAAUA
Messenger RNA from Labrus bergylta (ballan wrasse), 1040 nucleotides. It is a transcript of the gene lhfpl5b, whose product is annotated as LHFPL tetraspan subfamily member 5b. Gene Ontology annotation, biological process: detection of mechanical stimulus involved in sensory perception; sensory perception of sound. NCBI's taxonomy places the organism in Eukaryota, Metazoa, Chordata, Actinopteri, Labriformes, Labridae. The record is from RefSeq and is a predicted model, not a curated record. Gene Ontology annotation, cellular component: plasma membrane.